Penicillium griseofulvum is the source of this 963-nucleotide messenger RNA. RefSeq names its product HNH endonuclease signature motif containing protein. Bases 1 to 963 code for a protein of 320 amino acids. The transcript has 5 exons. The record is from RefSeq and is a predicted model, not a curated record. Lineage: Eukaryota; Fungi; Ascomycota; Eurotiomycetes; Eurotiales; Aspergillaceae.
AUGACAACUCGCGUACUGGAAACACCAAGAUAUCCGGAGUUAAACCUCCGGAUAUACCAGGACAACGGUUCUCUUCUUGCCGCAAUGCUAAUCCCAACGGAACAACGGCAUCGAUAUAUAUCUGGUGAAAUGUUAUAUCGGUAUUGUUCAUUGAUAUUCCUCUUUCCCGAGGAGAAGAACUGGGGAAUCUUUAGAUUGCUUAAGACCGGCGCAACAGGAGGUAUACUCCGGUCUAGUGGCCGUACCUCAGUGAACCCUGGCGACUACAUUGUUCUCGAUCAAGAUCAAAACCCCAUCACUGUCAAUUUGACAACCAACAGUGCGCCACGCCGCAUUAGAACCCAUGACAUCAGUCCCAAAUCACAGGGCUACAGUGAAUGCGACCAGCUGCAAAUCAAAUUCCGCAACAGCCUCCGCAAAAGAGAUGAUCGCUGUGCAAUUACCGGGAGGAGCGCGGCACGGACACUUGAGCAACCUUUCCUCGGCCUCGAAGCUACGCAUAUAUUCCCCGUGAGCAUGCUAGGGGAAUGGACAAAACAGGGAUACAGGCAGUACAUUACCGACACUCGCCCAACUAGUGAGAUUGGAGAGUCUGGUCUCUAUUCUAUCCAGAAUGGGCUCCUCCUCGGUGCAGAAGUUCAUUGUCUGUUUGAUCAAUUCCAACUAGGAGUUGAUCCCGAUGCGGAUUACAAGAUUAUCGUAUUCGCACCGGAUCCCGAGGGAAUGGGCGGUAAUCGUCUCAGAAGCUCUGCCCGAUGUGGGACCGAGUGCGUGAGUGCCGAUCUCCUUCGUUGGCAUUUGCGUAUGUGCCUGUACAAAGCUCUAAAGGCCAAUGCAGAACUAGAGCCAAUAUGGGAAGAGGAUCUUGGAGAAGAUCCAGUGGCCAGCAUUCUCGAACAACCAGAUGCGGCUGAACGAAUGGAAGUUGAGCUUUUCACACGCUUGGGAGGACAAAUAGCGUGA